AUGGACCAGGAAGAGGAGGCGCAGGUCGUGAUCCCCGAUCUCGAAGACGAAGAUGUCCUAGGAAGCUGCCUCGAUGCGACUUUAAAUAAUGGAUUCUCCAGUCCGAAUGGGCUACCAACAGAUCCGCGUUCUGCCGACAUCUCGGAUGCCCAGCACCUUCCGCCACCGUUCCCCACACCGUCUUCCUCCUCGAUACCCAUUUCCACAAGCAAGCGCACUCCUGGAAAGCUGCUUCAUUUUCGUACAGCAUCUCUCACUGCAGAUGAAUCUGCGUCUAUUUCCGCCAAAAGCUCAUUGCGCUUUGGCUCUUCGUUCUCCAAUGCUUUCCAAGGUAUGGACUACUUUCAGUCACCCGGCCGUUCAACGGACGCACUGCACAAUUUUUCAUUCCCAGUCAAGAAGCCUUCAUUUGCAAGUUUGCGUGCAGCCAUCAAGGGCCAGCCAUCGACGCCCACACACAAGGAGCCGUCUUCAGAUGCUGGGCCUUCUCCUUUGAGUCGCUCUGCUGACAUAUCGGCGGUUUCAUCGAGCCUAAUGCAAUCGACAAGCACGCCUUGGUCAGUCAAGUGGCAUAAAAAAGGAGCGUCACAAGACGGGUCCCUCUCUGGUCCACUGAAUUUGAGCCCCACACGACCGAUGCGCCCCCAACACGCUCACAAAAUCUCACAAAUGUCGGACAUGUUGGCCGAUGGAAUGCCUGUGUCGCCACUAGGCAAUGUGGCUUAUCCCACAUCACACGAUAUGCUGUCCUCACCUGUGGAAGAUGUCGAUGCUUUGCAUAUGCUCUCGCCGUUCAGUACUACUCCGUCUGCAGAGCCCAUGACAUAUGCCAUGCGGCAGAUAUUUGCCCGUUUCCAAGCGUUAGCUGAUGAUGCACUGCAUGCUGUACUCGUAACGCAGCAGGACUGCGACGUUCUUUCCAUCCUUUUUCCAACCCAGGCGCACCGCACGGGCUGGGACGAUGUGCUUUCGACCAUGGCGAGUCUUGCUCGUCAUAAUAGACCUCUCGUGAUCGAGUCGCUGCUUACAUGGCGGUCCGAUGUACUGGACCAUCCUCUGUCUCUUCGUCCUACGCAUAGGCGACCCAGUGAUGCGCUCUCCAUUUCCAGCAUCAACAGCGUCGCUGGCGACGUGCUUCAUCGCCGACGAGCACUAGCUUCAACAUACUUGACCAGCCAAGCACUGCUUGUGACUGUCCCACCCGGCACAAAUGACCGCAUGGGUGACGAAGAAGAGGACCCUGCGAUGAAUGAAUUUGUCACGACCGUUUUCCAAUUUCUACACCUAUGCUCGAUGGACCGCGAGAGUGAGCGUGGCUCACAGACGCGGCUGCAUACUUCGCUGCAGCAGCAAUGCUUUGAUGUCGUGGCGCGUCUGAUAGGCGAAUUGUCUCGACAUUGUCUGCCGAUGCUAGGCGCCCAAUUCGUCUCGAUCCUGCAGCAAUCAAGUACUGUGGUCGUGUCCCGUGACAAUGAGCUACUGACUGAAGCUGCCGUCCUGGGCAUGCGAUACCUGCGCAUCAUCACCUAUCCAAUGGAUGUAUUUGAAACCGGUGCCGAGUUUUUGCAAGUGCUCGCACGAUUCUUUGUUCACUCGCAUGGGUAUCGGAUCAAACGUGCUUUUGCGCGUGUGCUGCACACGAUUAUUGAGCCCGUGGCUCGUACAGCGUCAGCUGAGCUAUUUCAUCCGACUUGGAUGGAUGCUAUGGCAACGCUCAUGCCAAAGACCCAAGGCAUGGCUAUGCGUGCGCGCUACUUCGGUACGGCUUACCCCUUGUGGACUGUGGCUCUUUGUGCUUCGCCGCCAGAUGUGCUUGUAGAUCGCUGGUUUCCCUGUGUCGAGGCUGGCUGGUCGCGUAUGCGUGAGCGAAAAGAUACAGAAACGCGUGCCAUGGUAUAUGCUUGUGCGGCUCAGUUGUUCUGGGCCUACCUGUUUCGAUGCCAUGAGGGCACCAAUCCCACGCAGCGUCGCCUCGAUGCAUUCUUCGGACUGUGCUUACCGCCUGUGCGCUCCAACGUUUCACCAACAGACGUUUGUGUGGAUUCGUGUGUCGAUAUGUUGAGCGCGGCUUUGUACCGACAAUUUGAAUAUACAUACCCCUUGAUUCUCGACAUGCUACGGCAUACAAGUCUUGACAAGAAGUCGGCACCUGCCGUGUUUCAGCCAGACUUGCUGCAGCCUGUGCGGAUGUGCAUUGCUAUCCGUUCUGUGGCUCGCACACGUCAUUACUACGUGUGUGGUGAAAUGCCGAGUCUGCCCGGAGCUGCAUUACCAUCGAUGGAAGAACUGGCGAUCGAACCUGAGGGGUCUGUGGCGGUUCCCAAUGCACAUGUUGAGCAGGUCCAGAUGCAAUUGGAUGCGGUUAUGACACAAAUUGCCUUGCAUUGCGACUACCUUUUGAAAGACCUCACGGUUCUCGAUGGUCAAGUGCCCUUAGCUCCAGGGACGAAUGCGCCUCAUUUACCAACCACGCCUGGAUCUGAACCUUUCGAAGUUCGCACGCACGCUCAAGGUGCAUUUACCGUGGCUUAUGCUGCUGAGCACCAGCCGUAUCUCGAUCUGCUUCGUACCUGCAUCGAAACAUGGCCACGCUGCAUGUCCCACUCGGUAAGCAAGGCUACAUGUCACUCUCUCCUCUUUCGCGGACUAUUUUGCGUCGAGCCUCGUGUCCAGCAGGCAAGCGCAGCUGCUCUCUCGCGCAUUGCUCGUGGUGGCGAAGAAGCGCAUUCGAUUCUGCGGGCGCUUCUGCAAUGGCUUUUUCGCAAGGAUGGCGUUGUCUGGGAGCUUCAGUCCCAUGCUGAUGUACUUGUUGCACAGUUCGCCCAGGUUGCAGACGUAAUGGUUUCAUUGCUUGAAUUGUGUGGCACUGAAACACCACCUCCUGACGAGCUCGAGACGGGUGCCUGGUUGCUGCUCUGCGUCCCCAGCUCUGUUUUGCGACAUCGAACAACGCGUCUCUUACUGCACCACACAUCCUUAUCAGAGUUUUAUACGAAGUUUUUCAUGCGCCCAUGUACUGACUUUAUCGACCAAAGCACGUCAUCACAGCUUUCUGCAUCGCAACGCGCUCGCAUUGCAAAGUGGCGCGAUGCUGGCUCAGCGUACCCCCUCAAUCGUCUUGCAAGCUCGAGCGAAAAUGGCACUUUGUGGUCUGCAGCACUCCCGCGUGUUCUUCAGCACUUGGAGCAAAGGGCGCCGCACUUAACUGAACAGCUAUAUGUCCUGCUUCUCGGCGCAGUCCAGCGUCUCGAGCCUAGCAUGGCGUCCAUUGCACGCCUGCGCAAAGGUACGGCGCAAGUCCCUCUCACACUCACGUUCUUGCGGCAGAUAUGGCGCAUGUACGUGCUGGCCUUGUGCACUGUCUGUCGAGCUCAUACCCAGCACAUCGCUCUGCUCAUGCCGUACCUUGUGUGUGAUGACUAUGAUCUGCAGUCGACUGCCGCCGAGGCCCUGAGCCAUUGCCAUGCGCUUGCAUAUCCUACCCUCAUUUCCGCGCUCUCCCACCUCUUUGACAACAUGCAUUGGCCCGUCCGUCUGUGUAUUGGUCACAUACUUGCCCAAACGACAGCCGCUCUCACAUCGGCAUCUUCCUUGGCGCCAUGGCUGCUAACGUGGAUCCAUCAGACCAUGCACAUCUUACAAUUCGACUUGGCACCUGAUGUGCAAGUGUAUCGCCUACGCCGUUAUUUAUGCAUGGUGCUCGCUGGUUUUUACUCAAGCCUAGAGGCUGAGCAUGCAGCACAUGUCUUUCCCGUGGAACUGCGCAUGCGUCUCCUCAUUGUGCUGCACGACUGGCGCUCUCUACAAGAUGCUUCACGUCUUGCUGCCCAGCUUUCUGCCGCAUUGGAACGGACGGCGUCGAAGCCGAAAGACAAGAUCAUUGUGUCGUUACGUCACGAACUGCAUUUGCUCGCACUCUGUGCUGAAGAUGCAAUGGCUGCAUUAUGUGCUGGCGGCUUCGAUUCCACGACAAUGGAUACCUCCCCCGUGCUUACAUGGCUAUGCGAGAUGCUUGCUGCACCUUCGUCCCAUACACGCGAUACAGCGCAACGUGGACUGCGUGCUCUGCUCAUGCACAAUCCUUCAAACGCUGUGGUACUGGACACUGUCGUGGCGUAUUGCUAUCAUGACCUUUCUCAAUCCCAUGCAAGUCGCACGGCAUUUGCUGUAUUAUGUGACACAUACCCACAUCUUGAGAUGCCCGCAGCUCACAUUGUAUGUCUCUCUCUAUGUCUUCUUGCCCAUCCCGAUGUUCAUCUGCGUACACGCGCCCUAAAUAUGCUUGAAUCAUUCACUGACCGCCAAUCCACGCCAGUAUCACUUAUCUCCAUGUCCCCAUCUGUUCUUUCUUUUCAUCCGGCUGUGUAUCUCGACGCUCAAUCCUCUAUCUCACAGCUUCUUUCUCAUGCUACUGUUAUAAACGCGCUUGCCGAGUGGACGCGUCGUAUUGACGAUAUUCCCCCAUCUUUCCACGAGCCUGUCCUUACGCUUAUACCCCCAUGGCUCCGAGCUGCAUCUUUGGGGAACGAGAGUGAUGCACUGGUACAUCUUGUAACUCUGUCUCACCUCUUCGGUCGCGCACAUCCGCUCGCCGUGCGAAAUCUGUGGCAAGCAGUGGGAUGGUCUACAGCGGAUACUCAUGCCCUCCUACAUUUUCUACACACGCGCACAUUGCACUAUCGGAGCUUCGAAUUCUUGGAGGUGGCUCGUCUGAUUGUCGCAAAUCUGCCUCCGGCAGCUAGGCAAGUCGCCCAACAUGCUUUGCUCGAAUCCAUGGUUCCUGAAGCUGCCAUCCCUUAUUCCCCCUCUGGCAUCUCUGCUCUCUCGAUUGAUGCUUACUUCCCUCCACCAGGCACUGAGCUCAUGCCACUUGCACCCACUCUCAUCUCGCUUUUAUUCUUUGGCGAGUGUGUAGAUGCGUCGCUACUGCGUCACGAACGCCUCCCGAUUGUUCUACAUCUGUUAUGCAUGUAUUUGGAUGGUACAUCUUCUGCUCUGCACAGCAGUAUCCUGCGUGCGGCCGAGCAAAUCCUCAGUGUGUUACCCACUCGCAUCGAGCUGCAGACAAACCUUUUUUUGGCUCUUCGCUCAGCCCAUGCUAUGAGUCGUAUCGAUUUGGUGACAUAUGGAGCGAUGCAUGUUCCCCAAAAGCUUGAAGUGCUUGUCAACGUCCUGUGCGAUGCAGUAGAGCGGCACGUCAUUCCCAUUCGUGAUGUAUGGUGUGAUGUUGCUCAGUUCUGGGCAGUCAAUGCGCCAGUGCGUCGCAUGGCAUGCCGUUCGCUUCAAGUGAUGCGAGCUCUGCGUCCAACAUAUGCCAUUUCAGCCGUGCCUAGCUUACUUGCGCGUCUUGCAGAGACCCUACCUUCGUCUGAAGCUAUGCCGUAUACGCUCGAGUUAUUAAGCACACUUGAAGCGAUCAUCCCUACGGCGGUCCCCGAGGUUCUUGCACCUAUUUUUUGGGCCGUCGCAGCAUGCGUCCAGACAACGUGGAUACCAGUGUUUGUGGCAACUGUGUCAUUACUACACACGUGGAUGGACCAUAUCGACAUGUCCCUAUCAACGUGCAAUACACUAUGGACAUCACGUCCCUCAUCCUGGAAUGUUUCAGCUGCUGGCAUCCAGUGCGCUCUUGUUCGUGGGUUACGCCUCCCCCGUUGCGAUGUCAUGGUCUUACAUCUACUAGAACGCAUGGCACACAUUGAGCAUCCUGAACUCCUUGAAAGUACAAUGCAGGACCGAGUUCUUACUCUUUUUACGGCUGCUUUACCGUGGUUUCUGCAAGCUUGCGAAAAUGAAAAGUCAGCGCAUCAUGCUUUGGUACUGCGCCUGGGGGAUGCUCUUACAAACCUGGCCAACAAUGCUCAACGUUCUGAUGUGGCACGUAUUACAGCAUCUAUUGCCCGUGGGCGUUUCCGACGUGCCGAUGAUCUAGCUCGGCAGGCGGCUUUAUCGAUUGCUCUCGGAUGUACACAACCGCGUGCAGUACAUCUUGUCACACUCUUGGUCUUGAUGCUGUACCACGAAUCGGAGGACCUGUGCCGGCUUGUGCUCUUGGCUUUACCGCCAUGCCUUCAGGCACUACAAGCCCAGGAUAUCUCUUCCCUUGUACCUGAUGUGCCGCUGGAUCCACUUGUGCGUUUGCUGCAUUCACCGCUCGCUUCACUCGCACUCGAUGUACUGCAUUCACCCAUUUUUGUUGACGAGUCUUCCACACCCACCCUACAAGUAUGUGGCUGGACAGGUCUAUCAGCUGAAUCAGACGCACGCAUGUCAUGUUCCAAUAUGCAAGCUGUGUCUAAAACAUGGUCAGUGCCAGAUUCAGAACGCGGCGUUCUUGCAUUUGUGCCAGACGGAGAUGGAGACGCCGACGAUGAACGAGACGAACUAGAUACCUUGGCGAGUCAACUGGACGACUUGGCGAGCUUUUUCGUACAGGACAGCACGGAACCGCCAUCUCCGCAGCCAUCACAAGUUGCUAAGAUCCUUGCAAGGUCAGCACGUCAUUCCUACAUACCUCAGCCUUCUCUCGAGACGACAACCAAUUCUCUCGACGCAUCAACCGCAUCGUAUGAUACCAUGUCUCUUGCUCCACAACCACUAUCCUUUUCUACAUACAGUCCGGACCCAUUCUUGAGUGAAAGCACGAAAAUAUCAGCACCAAUUGACGAAGCUUCCAUCAAAAAUGUAAGCCUACUUUAA
Messenger RNA from Malassezia restricta, 6699 nucleotides. RefSeq names its product cell morphogenesis protein (PAG1). Gene Ontology annotation, biological process: cell morphogenesis. Lineage: Eukaryota; Fungi; Basidiomycota; Malasseziomycetes; Malasseziales; Malasseziaceae. Gene Ontology annotation, cellular component: site of polarized growth; cell cortex. The record is from RefSeq and is a predicted model, not a curated record. The coding region runs from base 1 to 6699 and encodes 2232 amino acids. The transcript has a single exon.